Messenger RNA from Cooperia oncophora, 432 nucleotides. The record is from the annotation of a GenBank genome assembly. NCBI's taxonomy places the organism in Eukaryota, Metazoa, Nematoda, Chromadorea, Rhabditida, Trichostrongylidae.
AUGAAACGAAGGGAGACCCAUUCACUCAUCGGCGACAAACUUUGUGUUCCGAGGAAUUCGGUUUGUGGUGUCGGUACGAUCACCAGUUUGGCCUCAAUGCGAUCCGGUGAAACAUCAAGAAGAAAUACUACAAGGCUCUUCGAAAACCCUAAUCUCUUCGCCAGGGCUCUGUCCGAGAAGCUCACUGGUCCAUGGAUCGAACAUGCGUUUGAAAAACGGGAAUGCAUCAAGUUUGUCGCUCAGCCAGGCACCCCUGAUAGAUGCGGUUGCGGUCGGUUGAUGGCCGCUCAUUCACAACUGGCUCUGUCGCGCUUCUCAGUGUUCUCGCAAGGUGCACGAGUUGAAGAUGGUCAACCAUGGUCAAUCGCCACCCACACUCAGACGUCACCUACCGAUGCUUUCGGUACCAUUGUUUUUCAGGCUCGUAAUUAU